CAACACCGUGUUUGUCUAUUGUAUUGAAACUUGGCCAAAGUUCAUGGGUUGAUCAACCACAUGCUCCAAGAACGAGUUAAACGGGAACCGUUGGUGUGAGUCUGUACAGCGGCGUUAACUGCUCCGGUGCAGAGCCCAGAUCGCCAAAGGCCUCGAUGGGAUAUACGUAUUUUCUUUUCCUUGCUGGAAGGGUAUUACUAGACGAAGGGUGGCAGCAGAGCACUCACCGGCCGCCCCAAUGGCCCGAGAAAGAGCCAUUUUCGGCGGGAUCGUGCUCCCAUACCCCGAGACUGAAGCGCACACUCAACUAUAAUAGGAAUCUCCUCGUCAUACUGGGUCGGGGUCACGUAGGAUCAAUGGCUGUCGCGAUGAAGAGCAUCACCCUCCCCAAACAAUGAGUGCAGUGCUGGAACCGUGACAAUCGGAACCCGCCGUACUUCGAAAACCAGACGGGUAACUUUCCAUGAUCCGGGAGCCAGUUUCCAGUCAUGAACCUGAGUUUGUCGAUUUCAUAAUUCCCCCGCGACGUGUUGUCGUUACACCAGUCUGGACCGAAACCAACGAUCCCAAGAGGUCGGCAUCAGUCACACCAUCCAACUUCCCCCAAGUCUAACCAUAGCCACUAUUGCUCGUAUCUCUUUCCGUUCUUUGGGUUUAUCACCUCCCAACAGCUCAUACAUUUCGCAGCCCACAAUGUCCCAGCUCACGGCAGAAACUCCGCACCCACCCGAACGAACUCCCGAAGACGCAGUAGCCCUCUUCAAAGCCAUCGAGGACAAAUUCCCCUCUGCUACGCUCGGAGACGAUCGAUGGUACCUCAUUCCUAUUGCUGCUCUUCCUGGCUCCGGCCAGCCGGAAUUCGCCAUACAGCUAUACACAUAUCUCAUCUCGAAGCCUGAGUAUUCUACACCCGAGGCCCGUCAGAAGCUGGUCCGACGCCUGAGAGAAGCGCUGGUGAAAUGCGUCUCCAUCAUCGGGGUGUGUCGCCCGUUAGAAGUAAUCUUCGGCAUAUCAAAGAUUGAAAGGCCGGAGGAUAAGGACUACUCAUUCUCCAGGGAACACUGGCAAUCUGGGCCCGCCAACCACGCCCGCGGCAAAGCCUGGCUCGACCGCAUCUACAAGCACAACAUCCUCUCCAUCAACGACGCGCUGGCCUCCCAUAAGGAUUUCGCAUGGAUCUCGUACCAAAUCACCUACGGCCUCUACCUCUCCGACCACUCCGUCAUCGAUGACGUUGAGACCGAAUUGGUCGUCUUGUCGGGUAUUAUGAUUCAGAACCUGAGAAGUGAGACGCAUUGGCAUCUGAGAGGGACGAGGAGGGUGGGUGUGAGUAUGGAGGAUGUGGAGAAGGUGCAUCAGUGUAUUGAGCUUGUUGCGGACUUUGCGAGGGUGAGGGUUGAUAAGGUACCUCGUGUAGCUGAUAUUGAGCAUGAGGUUUGA
Molecule: messenger RNA, 1440 nt
Organism: Coccidioides posadasii C735 delta SOWgp
Lineage: Eukaryota; Fungi; Ascomycota; Eurotiomycetes; Onygenales; Onygenaceae
Source: RefSeq, a predicted model, not a curated record